This is a messenger RNA of Halichondria panicea, 2468 nucleotides long. Its product is annotated as E3 ubiquitin-protein ligase TRIM71-like. Bases 49 to 2268 code for a protein of 739 amino acids. The transcript has a single exon. The record is from RefSeq and is a predicted model, not a curated record. NCBI's taxonomy places the organism in Eukaryota, Metazoa, Porifera, Demospongiae, Suberitida, Halichondriidae. Gene Ontology annotation, molecular function: protein binding; zinc ion binding.
CCCAUGGCCAGUAAAAAACCUUACAGCAUUUGAUAAAUUCCCAAUGCCAUGGCUGAGAGAUUGACUACGAAAGAAGCUCUCAAGAAACUCGAUGCUCAACUCGAAUGCUCCCUUUGUCUUGACACUUUCAAGCAACCGAAACUCUUGCCUUGUUUUCACGUAUUUUGCAAGUCCCCGUGUCUGGAGAAACUAGUGACCAAGGAUGGACGCUCCCUCACUUGCCCCAUCUGUCGACACAUUGUCCCACUGUCAGAGAGGGGAGUGGCUGGACUGCAAUCAGACUUCCACAUUGACCACUUGUUUGAGAUACAAGAUGCUUUCAACAAGGCCGAAGACGACAAUGAUACAAAUUGUGGCAACUGUGAGAAUGGCAGAGCCACCGGGUACUGUAACGACUGUGGGGACUUUUUGUGUGAUGAGUGUCAAGAUGCUCAUAAGAAAAUGAAAUAUCUACGGAGUCAUAAACUAAUUUCACUGGAUGAACUUAAACUUCAAGUGACUAACCUGGUUCCCCCCAAGAAGGCCGUCCCCCAUUGCUCCAAACACUCAGGGAAUGCUCUCAAGAUAUACUGCGAUACCUGCUCCACUGUCAUUUGCACGGACUGCACCAUUCGUCUCCACAAACACCACAACUACGACCUGGUGGCUGAUGUGCUGACCAAGCACAAGGAAGAACUUGUCUCCAGUCUCAAACCAGUCAAAGAUAAGCUGGACAGUGUACAACGAGCUCUGAAGGACUUUGACACAAGAGCCAAGGCAAUCCAUGAUCAGAGGGCCACGAUUGAAGCCAACAUCCACGAGGAGAUUGACGAACAACAUCGACUAUUGGACCAUCGAAGGGCAGAGCUUGUGGGAGAGCUAGAGAUGCUGACUCAGCAGAAGCUGAAGGAUCUAGCGGCACAAAGGGACCAAGUGGAGAUGUCUCAGGUGAAACUGACCAGCUGUCUGGAGUACACUGAGGGUGGUCUCAAAACAGGCACAGAUGGUGAAGUACUCGAAAUGAAAUCUUCCGUUGUUAAGAGAGUGGAACAUAUUUCUACUCAAUUAGAAUUAAUCGCUAUUCAGCCAGAGACAAAGGCUGACAUGGAACUGACCACUAAAGGAAAAGAACCUCUCAAACAAGCUUGUAGAACAUUUCUAGAGAUUGAUCACGGUGGAUCAUUCAGCUUAGAGAACAGCCGCACGACAGGAGAUGGCCUAAAAGGUGCUACAACUGGAGAAACAAAAACAGUAUCCUUUCAAGCGAACAAGAAAUUUAAAGGAAACUUCGACCUCCAAGCUGAACUUGUGCAUAUCGAAAGCAAAAAAAUACUGAAAUGUGAAGUGAUCGAGCAACAACAUGGCCAACACAAGAUCAACUAUCGCCCUAUGAAACGAGGAAAGCAUGAACUACACAUCACUGUCAAUGGGGACGCAGUACGAGGCAGUCCAUUCCCAAUAGCUGUAGCCCCAUCACCACAGAGCUUCAUCAAGCCUUCCCGAGUUGUACGAGGUGUGAACACCCCACGAGGCACUGUCUUUAACAGUAAGGGACAGUUGAUUGUUGUUGAAGGUAGUGGAGCUACUGUCUCUGUAUUGACACCAGAGGGUGAGAAGAUACAAACGUUUGGACAGCUGAGUAAUGCAUAUGGAGUAACUGUAGACAAAGACGAUAAUAUCUAUGUAGUGGAGAAUGGGCAUCAUCGUGUGAAUAAGUUCUCAUCCGACGGAGAGUUUGUGGCAGCUGUUGGUAGUCAAGGCAAUGGUAACCUUCAGUUUCUGCACCCUAUUGGUAUAUGUUAUAACACAAGAGACAACAACCUGUAUGUGGCUGAUAACGUCAACCACAGAAUGCAAGUGCUUUCCACUGAUCUGAAGCUUGUACGAUGUUUCGGUACACAAGGCAAUGAUAACGAGCAAUUACAAAACCCGUGGUAUCCAACAUUUGAUAGUGCCAAUAACCUCUAUGUGACUGAGUACACAAACCAUCGAGUACAAGUGUUCACUGCUGAAGGUCAAUUCCUGAGAGCCUUUUCACAAAAAUCCAACGGUUCGAAGCUGAGUCAUCCCCAAGCCAUUGCCAUCGAUAGCAGUGACACGGUGUACGUCAGUGAGGAUGGAUCGCAUCAUGUGAGUGUGUUCACAUCUCAGGGAGCCUACAUCACCACGUUUGGUGGGCGAGGAACAAAAAAGGGACAGUUUGAUCUAAUUUACGGACUCUCUAUUGAUCGCAAUGACUCUAUUGUUGUGUCCGAUCAAGACAACGGGCGACUUCAGAUAUUUAAAUGAGAUAGCUAGUGCAGUCAAGCCAAGAACUUUAAGUGGACUGUGUUUGUAGGUUAUCAUUAAUUUGUGCUCUUAGUGAACAUCUUAAAGUAGUUGUAAUGAAGUUUGUUUCUAUGUUUGUAGCCAUGUUUCUUUUGUAGCUUUAAGUAUAACGUGCAGGCCUAGCGCCUAUUGUGAAAUCCGAUUUUGUUCGUUAUCAGCUA